This is a messenger RNA of Homalodisca vitripennis (glassy-winged sharpshooter), 3438 nucleotides long. Its product is annotated as nidogen-like. NCBI's taxonomy places the organism in Eukaryota, Metazoa, Arthropoda, Insecta, Hemiptera, Cicadellidae. The record is from RefSeq and is a predicted model, not a curated record. The transcript is spliced from 8 exons. The coding region runs from base 2274 to 3227 and encodes 317 amino acids.
UAUAACAAUAUAUCAGAUCUGGACAAUGAGCGAAGGUUAUGUUGACCUCACUGCCGUAUAUCAUAGUGAUAACUGCUACCAUAGGUACAGCUCUACUUGUUCUAUGCUUAGUUCCAUGACAAAUACUGUUUGAUUAAAUCCCAAAUAUAACAAUUAUUUCCACAAGUAAGUAAAGACACACAUAAGUAAUACUAUAGGAAAUAUUUGGAUAUUUGGAACUUAACAAAAACAAAGUCACAAAACUAUCAUUCCUUAGAGACAACGGAAACCCUAAAUACAAAGUGGUCACAAAAGGAUGUCUCAGCCUUAUGUGGGUGUUAGUAUUCAUCAUUUCAAACAAACAAAAAUACUAUACAAAAAUUGAUAAAGAAAUAUAUUGUUUAGCCUCUAGCCGCCAUUUUGUAUUUAAAACAUAUUAUUUAAAAAUCAAGUUAAGCUAAUGGAACCAAACUUGGUAAAUACUAAUGAACCAACGAGCAUGACUUACGUAUUCCUUUACGUAUUUUAAUAAAUACGUUACAGGAAAGUGCAAAAUCAUGAUUGUUAUUCCUUAUAUAUUGGAAAUAAGGAAAUAAUGAAAUAUACAAUAACAAUAAAUAAAACAAUACAACUAUAGUUAUUAAAAAUGUACUAGACACCAACUAUUUAUAACUUAUUAUUAACUUAUUUGAAUUAAUUAACAUUCCAACGGUACUUAUAGAAAUGAAAUCCGUUAAUGCCCUUUCACAUAUAUUACACUAUAUUUUAUAGUGUAGGUGUCUCUGACGUUGAAGCGAUGCAAAAAGUUUAUAUUAAACUUCAUUAUUGCCGACAGCUUUUUUUGUGAGGGGGGAUUCCAGGAAAGUAACCUGAGACGGCGACAGAUAUCAGACACUGCAAAAGAAGUUGAAUUGAAGCUAAACUUAAAAUUCACGUUUAAUCAACUCUUCCCACCAUAUCUACGUUGUUGAGAGUAGAAAUCAAGUAAUGCUAUCAUGUACACUCUCUCAAAGGCAACUUGCUUCAUCUUCACUUCACAUGUCGAGCUCACUAUACGCCUAUCUGUAGGCGGGUUUUUGGGCUUCUGACUUUAGACCCAGAACCUCAUUACACUCUUGGCUUUGGUUGAUAUGAACACCAAUUUCAUUUAAAAUAAACUGAAGGGGAUAGUGCCACGAGAAAAUAAGAAUAAGUGUUACUCUAAAAUAGGUUUGGAUAUAUUUGGAAUUAAGUUACGAGGAGGUGAAAAUCCAUUAAAUUCUAUUAUGAUAUUUAUAACAAACCCUAAUAUGGUAAAAUGCAAGACUUAAUUAAAAUAGAAUAUCAGACCAUACACUCAGAAAAUUUGAUAGUUUAAAAGUGUUUUUCAUUAAUCAAGAGUUAAUUUCCAGAUGUGCCAUUUUAUUGUCAAGUACGGUGGUUGACGAAAAGUGCUACAUAUAUUGCUUAAACUACGUUAAAAUAGUAACAUGUUUAUGAUUUAGCAGACCAAAGUCUUAGAUAAAGCUUUCAGAUGAUCCAAUAGGAGGCUUUGAAAGCGUUUACUUCCAGUACAUCUUACCACUCAAAUAAUUUUGUGAGCAUGAAAAAAAAAAUCGUCUGUGAAAGCUAUAUUCCAAAAUUAAAAAAAAACUGUAGAAGGAAACUUGUUCUCUGUGGAUAAUCAGUUUGGAAACAUAGGCUCACUUUGAAACUCACAAAAGUUCUGUGUCUUUAUAGUCACGUAUAUGGUUGGUACUAUUGUGAGAUAAAUUGUGGAAUUUUAAUCUUGCUUUUAUGACUUCUACGAUGAAUUAACGAUAAAACAUAAAGUCAUUUAAAAACCAAUGAAAAUUUGAAAUUUAAAUUACACCUCAAGCUCAACAAAUUUAGCUGAUUGCUGCAAAUUAGAUGCAUAUCUUUCAUUUUGCACGUUGGUUAUCAAAUGCAUUUCGUAGCCUAAGUUAACAAUUAUUGUGUUACUAUUCAAUCAUCAAACUAUUGUUACACAUCUAGUUUUUAGAUUUCUCACUGAAUAUAUUUGAAUAAUAACUUCUAGGGAACAAAAAGGUUUUGCCAGAGCAACGUUUUCAGUUUAUGGAUCAACAUAUGUAUACACCUUAUAUGUAUAUACCUAAAAUUGCUGGUCAAGAACAGCUGCACAAAUCUUGGACCAUACACAAGAAAGACAAGGUGGAGACCAAUUUUAACUAACCAGUCGUGGAAAUCUUGGGGAUGUUAUUAAACAGCCACCGAGCAAUUCGGAUUUUUGAAUAGUUUUGAACAGUUUUUGGAUUUUAAUUUCAACUUCAUCGAUGUGGAAUCGAAUCCCUUGUGAGAAUCAUUAUGACUGUGAACCAGGCAAAGCUUGUAUAGACUUUCAGUGCGAAGAUCCUUGCCUUGGCCUGUGUGGCCUUAACACCAUCUGUCACGUAGUCGGUGAAGUCUCUAUGUGCUCUUGUAAACCGGGUUUUAUUGGCCAACCUUUCAAUGGCUGCUUCCCUGAAGUAUGCACAAUGAACUCGGAUUGUCCAGAGGAGAACAUUUGCAGUGACCACCUGUGUAAGGACGCCUGCAAGGACACUUGUGGACUGAACAGUGUUUGUAAAGCUGUCAAACAUCGUGCAAUCUGUUCCUGCAAUCCAGGAUAUGUCUGGAAACCGUUCUUAGGAUGCCAUGUUGAAAGUAGGAAAAUCGUCAUUCAGAUGAAGUGUACACGAGACUCGGACUGCUCAUUAAACAGCACUUGCAGUAAUGACGAGUGUGUGGAUCCUUGCAUUGGCGUCUGCGGCAACAACACGGUCUGCAACGUUAUGAAUCAUCGUGCCGCUUGCGCUUGCAAGUCAGGAUUCAUUGGCGACCCGUUCCUGGAGUGUGUAGCUCAAAAUACAUCCAUUCCAGAAAAUAUUACAAAGAAGUAUAAAAUUGGAAAUGACGAGGUAACCUGGUAUACCGCUAUACAGCGAUGCAGAUAUGAGGGAAUGCGUCUUGCUUCCAUUAUGAACGAAUCAGAACAGGCCGAAAUGCGGAAGUCAAUUGCAAGAUCCCCAGGAACAUUAGUUUGGACUUCAGGAAAUGACUUGAGCUCAAAAGGGCACUAUGUAUGGGACGGUUCUGGGAAUAGUUUUGACUAUACCAACUGGGGACAAGGAGAACCAGAGAUCUCAGAUAAGUACAGAUGUAUUGCAAUCAAAGGCAACGUCUAUACUUGGUUGACCGCAAAUUGCCAUGCUUUAACACACUAUGCCUGUGAAUAUUUUGAAAAUUAACAGAGACGAAGGUUAAAUAGAGAAUAUAAUUAAACAUAAACUAUGAUAAACACAAAAUUAUAAUAUAAAAAAUGUUUUACAAAGUAAAUUAUUCACGUAUUAUUGCCAAUACUCAGUUUUAUGGUAACUUAAAUUUUUUAUGCUAUUUUAUGCAAUGGUGUUCAGAUAUUAUUGCUAUAAUAAUAAAAUAUAUUUGUUAUUAGCUAAUGAA